CCAGACCAAUUAAACUCCAGCUAAGGUGAGAAAUCGAUAGAGAAAGUUGAUUUAUCUCUAACCUAGGUCUUUAAGGUGUAGGACUAGUGGAAAGCGAAAGGCUGAAAUCAAGGCAGAAGGAAGCGAAAGGCUGAAAUCGAGGCAGAAGGAAACGUAUAGAGAGUUCACUAAACGAAUUUAAAACGUGUCCCGGUAGAGCUUCGAACGGACAAAUAAAAGGGAACGUUACGAAUUUGAAAACGAACUUUCAUUGUUACCGCGAUCCGGAAGUAACAAUUUACAUUUUAAAUUCGUUUAUGAAAAUGUCCGAUUCAGCCAGCACCGCAGCCACUGCUGCCCCAAAAGGUAAGAGCUUAGCGAGUAGUUCCCCUAAGGCGAAAAGUGAUACCCCCCCUCAACUCAAGUCCGUUGCUCUUGGCCCUAACACUGAGAACGGCAAAUCGAAACCAGGCACGACAAAAACCAAAAAGAAAACCUCUUCCGAAAAACACUACCCUAUAGCCAAUAACAAUACUAGCCAUACUUCCUCCGCGAACACGGUCGUUAAUGUCGGUCACAGUUGUGGAACCUGUAAGUCGGUCGAUAACAGCCGGAUGGUUCAGUGCGAUGAUUGUGAUGGAUGGAACCAUUUUAGUUGUGUGGGAGUGAACCAAAGUGUGGAGAAUAAAAAGUGGAAUUGUGCACAGUGCCAGGCGAAGAAAAAGAAGAAGACGGGUGCUACGAAGGUUGCCAGGAACACCGCUGCAGCGAAGAAGGUCGAAAAGUCGAAGCCGGAGAAAACCAGCGACGGGAAGAAGAACAAGACUCCAUCUGCGAUGAAAGAGAUGGAAGAUUCUUUGCCGAGGAAACCCAUGGGAACCACGAAACCAACCAAAGCAGCAUCUGUUAAGUCAGCGGGAUCGAGAAGGUCAGCGAAGGCGCAUCUGGAGCUGCAAUUGCAGAAACUCGAAGCAGAACAGAAGCUGUUAGAAGAGAAAAGGAAGCUGAUGGAGAAACACUUCAGCAUUCUGGAGGAGUUGGUCGACCUGGAGGACGAAGAAGACGCUGAUGAAGAAGAAGUGGACGCUGAUACCAAGGUGCAGAACUGGUUAGGCGCCACUGGUGGAAGGCGCCAAGAAGAAGAAGAGGAAUCUCCUAGUGCGGAUGAAGAAGAAGAGUGCUCCGACGACGAAGAAGAGGAAGAAGGUGGAGAAAUGGAUUCCAGCGAUGAUUCCGAGGAGGAAUCGGUGACAGACAGCAGCGAUGACUCUAGUGAGGACGAAAAGGGAGGAACUAACGAAUCUAGCUUCAAUCCGAAGGGUCGUUCUACGCCAGCAAAGAAAGGCGAAAGCAAGCGAAAAGACGCAACCAGUAGCCGAUUAACCUGUAACCUGACGCGCAAUCAGCUCGCCGCUCGCCAUGUUGUCGCUAAGGACUUGCCAUUGUUCUCAGGGAAUCCCGAGGAAUGGCCGAUGUUUUUCUCCACUUUUGAGAGCACGACCCGGAUGUGUGGCUACACAGACGACGAAAACAUGAUUCGACUGAGGAACUGCCUGAAGGGAGAUGCGUUCGCUGCCGUUCGAAGUUUUCUUCUCCAUCCGAAGACAGUGAACAGGGCGAUGGAUGCGCUCAAGUUGAAGUUUGGACAGCCGAGGUUUAUCAUCGAAUCCCUGAAAGACAAAGUUCUUGCCAUUCCACCGGUCGACCCUGAGUCGAUGAACGCGAUGGUCGAUUUCGCGCUAGACGUCCAGAACCUGACGGUGACGAUCGACGCCUGUGGUCGGAAGGAGCUCAAGCAGGAUGCUUCGUUGCUGAACUCACUGGUUUCCAAGCUUCCGGGACCAAUGCAACUACAGUGGGCGAAACACUCCAGAAGUAUUCGGAAGGUCAACCUGAAGACUUUCGGCAAGUGGAUCUACGAAAUAGGCGAAGACGCCUGUCUGGUUUCGAAGCCGCGCCAGACCAAAGCAUCGUCCCACAAUCAGGAGCCACGCAGGAGAACUAAGGCAUACGUGAAUGCUCACGUUGAGCACCAAGGGGAGUACCACGCUCAUUUGCCAGGAGGUAGUACAUCAUCAGCCGGUGCCAGAAGAGCCUACCCCACAGCGUGCAUUGUCUGUAGGGGAUCUUGUGCAUCUCUUGCGAACUGCCAAGGCUUUCGGGAGUUGUCAUACGAUGGGCGGUGGGCAAUCACACGCGAAGCCAAGAUGUGCCGGAAAUGCCUGAAGCGCCACAGAGGAGGAUGUGUGUCCAGGAACUGCGGAGUCAACGGAUGUUCAUGCAAACAUCACCCAUUGCUGCACAAGCAGCUAAACCCAGAGUCCGCACCUAUGCAACCAAACUCAGAGUCUACGCCCAUCCAGACUGGAGACAACGCGCAACGGGAAGAGCGGUCCUGUAACACUCACCUGUCAGGGUCCAGCGCUGUCCUGUUUCGCUAUGUUCCAGUCGUGGUGCAUGGAAACGGGAUAGUGAUUCAAUGCUACGCCUUCUUGGAUGACGGAUCCUCGCUGACGCUUAUGGACCAAGACCUAGCGGAUGAGCUGAACCUAAGAGGAGAACUUCGUCCCUUGGAUCUCAAGUGGACUGGAGGAACAUAUAGAACAGAGGACAACAGCCAAAUCGUCAGUUUAGAUGUGUCCGGGCUUAAAGGAAAGCGGUAUCACCUGAAAGAUGUAAGGACAGUGGAGGAGCUGCAACUGCCAUCUCAAACGCUCGACGUGAAGCAGCUUCAACAAGAUAACCCCUACCUACGAGGAAUUCCCGUAGAUUCGUACACCGAUGUCCGACCUCGCCUGCUAAUCGGAGUGCAACACGCUAACGCGACGUUGGUCAGGAAGAGUCGAGAGGGCGAAUCCGGUCAACCAAUUGCAGUUAAGACCAACCUGGGGUGGACGAUCUACGGAGGAGUGCCGACGGGAGAGUCGCAUAGUAUGGUGCACUAUACCUACCACGUUUACGCCUGUGACUACCAGAUGCAAGACGAUGCUGACGGGAAGCUGGAUCGCGCGGUGAAGGACUUCUUCUCUCUUGAGAGUCUAGGAAUAACAGCACCCACUAAGACGAUGCGCUCCGCCGACGAUGAGAGGGCCCUCAAGCUGUUACGUGAGCUAACCAAAUUCGAAGGCGAGAGAUAUACAACCGGCCUGCUCUGGAGAUACAAUAUCACGCAUCUGCCAGACAGCAAACCGAUGGCGCUGAAGCGUUUUAUGAAUCUCGAGCGACGCAUGGCGAAAGACCCGGAGCUGAGGGGAGUACUGCAGCAAAAACUGGCUGAUUACGUCACCAAGGGCUAUGUUCGGAAGCUUACGAAGGAGGAACUGGAGGAAAACCACGAGCGUGUCUGGUACUUACCAGUUUUUCCGGUCAUCAACCCCAAUAAGCCAGGAAAAGUUCGACUCGUCUGGGACGCCGCAGCAACAACGCAUGAAGUUUCGCUGAACUCUUUACUACUCACGGGACCGGAUCUUACCACUCCGCUGGUUUCCGUGCUCUUCAAAUUUCGCGAACAUCGAUUUGGUAUUUGUGGCGACAUCAGGGAGAUGUUCCACCAGGUUGGAAUUAGAGGCGAAGACCAGCAUAGCCAGCGAUUUCUGUGGCGAGAGGAGAGAGAGCUAGGUGAACCCAGUGUUUACGUUAUGCAGGUGAUGACGUUCGGGGCGUGCUGUUCUCCAUCAAGUGCACAGUACGUGAAGAACAUGAACGCGGAACGUUUCAGCGAGCAGUUCCCAGCGGCCUCUGCGGCCAUAGUGCAGUGUACGUAUGUCGACGACAUGUUGUGUAGCACAGAGACCGAAGAGGAGGCGAUUGAGUUGGCGAAGACCGUUUGGGACAUCAACAAUCGAGGCGGGUUUGAAAUCCGCAAUUGGAUGUCCAACUCCGUUGGCAUACUAUCAGCGCUUCGUGGAGAUUCCUGUGCAGAGAAAAGCCUCGACCUGUCAUCCAGCCUAGCGACCGAGAAGGUAUUGGGAAUGUGGUGGUGCACUAAGACCGACUGUUUCACUUACAAAAUCAACUGGGAUCGGCUAGGACGUGAGCUGCUGGAAGGCAAUCGUUGCCCUACGAAACGUGAGGUACUCCGCACCCUGAUGACCAUCUACGAUCCUCUAGGUCUCAUCGCGCACUUCCUAAUGUUUCUCAAGGUACUGCUACAGGAGAUCUGGCGGACCCGAGUAGGCUGGGACGAAAACAUCGACGAUAAGUGCUUCGAAAAGUGGCGAAAAUGGCUGCAUCUUCUUCCGGACGUUGAGAACGUCAGUAUUCCGCGGUGCUACAGGAUGUCUUCAUCGAUCGGUCAUCACACCGAGAUCCAGUUGCACACCUUUGUCGACGCUAGUGAAAAUGGCACGGCGGCAGCUGUCUAUCUCCGAUUCGUGGAAGGCGACAACAUCGAAUGCAGUCUCGUCACCGCUAAGAGUCGUGUAGCACCACUCAAGUAUCUCUCGAUUCCGAGGCUCGAACUUCAAGCGGCAGUAAUUGGAGCCAGAUUAGCUGCGUUUGUCAUGCAGGGACUAUCGAUCAAGGUUGCCCGUCGAGUUUUUUGGUCAGACUCCCGCAACGUUAUCGCCUGGAUACGUGCCGACCACCGCAAAUACAACGCAUUCGUCGCCGCGAGAGUCAGCGAAAUCCUAGAUCUCACGAGCGUAUCGAGCUGGAAGUGGGUCCCAACGAAGUGGAACGUGGCGGACGAAGGCACGAAGUGGCAGUGUCAACCCUCCCUUACGAACGACAGCAGAUGGUUCAAAGCACCAGAAUUCCUGUGGCAAGCAGAAAAAGAAUGGCCAGAUACCCCGGAAAAACUGACAGAACCGGUGGAAGAGCUGCGAGCGUGCGUCAACGCGCACUUCCAAGCGGAAAGCGAGAUCAUCCCCGUUAAAGAUUUCUCAACCUGGAGACGAUUGGUAAACACAACCGCCUACGUUUUUCGGUAUCUACGCCAGCUUCGACCAAAGAAAUUCACCCGCACCAUCGAAAUCCUUUCGAGCAAGGAGAUACACCAAGCUGAGGACUACCUUCUCCGCACAGCACAGCAAGACGUCUUCCGAACCGAGCUAAACAUUCUCCGACGCGACGACCGCAACGCAACGAUUCCCAAGCAAAGUCAGCUGUACAAGCUCAACCCGUUCAUCGAUGAAAAAGGAUUGCUGCGCAUGCACGGCAGGACUGGAGCGUGCAAGUUUCUAGCAGUGGAAAUCGCCAACCCUAUAAUCCUUCCGCGUGAUCAUCCGAUAACGAAUCUCAUCGUUGAAAGCUACCACCAGAAGUUUCAUCAUCAAAACCACGAGUCAGUCAUCAACGAAGUUCGCCAGAAAUACUGCAUCAGUUGUCUACGCAGAGUAUACGCGAAGGUCAGGUCCAACUGUCCACGCUGCAAGCUGCGGGAAGCCCGUCCCCGUCCUCCAGCAAUGGCUGACCUACCAAAGUGUCGACUAGCAGCUUUCGUUCGACCGUUCACACAUACCGGCAUCGACUAUUUUGGACCGAUGGAAGUGGCUAUAGGGAGAAGGGUUGAAAAAAGGUGGGGGGUUCUGUUAACUUGUCUCACUAUUCGCGGGGUCUACCUUGAUUUAGCUAGCUCUUUAACAACAAGCUCGUGCAUAAUGGUGAUCCGCAACUUCAUUGUGCGACGAGGAACACCUUCCGUUUUCUACAGCGACAGAGGAACUAACUUCAUCGGAGCCGAUCGGGAGUUGAAGCAAGCCCUGCAAGACGUCGACCAGCACAAGAUGGCUCAGGAGUUUGUUUCGACGACCACCACUUGGUGUUUUAAUCCACCGGCAGCUCCCCAUAUGGGGGGGAGCUGGGAACGACUCGUGCAGUCCGUCAAGCGCACCUUAGUGGAACUGCAGCUACCCCAUCGCCCGAAGGAGGAAGAACUGAGGAGUGCUCUGGUCGAGAUCGAAGGCAUCAUCAACGCACGGCCGCUUACCCACGUACCCAUCGAAGACGAUGCCGCACCAGCGCUCACACCGAACCAUUGGCUGCUGGGCAGUUCCGACGGAUUCAAACCAUGGACCGAACUGGAAGUCAACUCCAUCGCUUUGAGUCGAGGUUGGCAUCUAUCGCAGCAGAUCGCGAACCACUUCUGGAAAAGAUGGCUGCGGGAGUACCUGCCGGAGAUCACCAGGCGUUCUAAGUGGCAUGAGAACGUACCACCGAUCAAAGAAGGCGACAUCGUGGUCAUCGUCGACUCGGAGCUGCCAAGGAAUUGCUGGCCCAAGGGACGAGUUAUCGGAACGGUAAAUCGAGACGGGCAGGUGCGUACGGUAACAAUAAAGACGGCGAAAGGUGUCUACGAGAGACCAGCUGUAAAGGUUGCAGUGAUAGACGUAAGAGCUAAGAAGGAGUUUGCUGACUCAGAGGCGGAGUCAGCAAACUAG
This is a messenger RNA of Uranotaenia lowii, 6359 nucleotides long. RefSeq lists its product as uncharacterized. Gene Ontology annotation, biological process: DNA integration. NCBI's taxonomy places the organism in Eukaryota, Metazoa, Arthropoda, Insecta, Diptera, Culicidae. The coding region runs from base 297 to 6359 and encodes 2020 amino acids. The record is from RefSeq and is a predicted model, not a curated record. The transcript has 2 exons. Gene Ontology annotation, molecular function: nucleic acid binding.